Molecule: messenger RNA, 1280 nt
Organism: Leopardus geoffroyi (Geoffroy's cat)
Lineage: Eukaryota; Metazoa; Chordata; Mammalia; Carnivora; Felidae
Product: probable cation-transporting ATPase 13A5
Exons: 3
Coding region: 855-1280 (141 amino acids)
Source: RefSeq, a predicted model, not a curated record
AAUUGUGGAAAUUUAGAUGAUAUCCCCAAUAAUCAGCCUUUCUAGCUCCUUCUGCAUUAUAUGCUUAUCUGAAAACUUUUUACAAACUAAAAAAAGAAAAUGAAAGGAGUCAAAUUAUUAUUAGAAACUUCUUUUUUCUUCAUUAGAGUUACAAUAAUGGUGAUGAUUAUCUUUUAUUGAGUGUGACAGGUGCUAUUGUUGAUUUUUUACAAAUAUCUUAGAUCGUCAUAUCAACUAUUUAAUUAUUAUUGACACUUUAUAUAUUAGAAACCUAAAAUUCAGAUUUUAAGUGAUCUGCUCAGGCUCAUCAGUAGAGCAGGUACUAGAGUUCAAGUUUUCCUGAUUCCAAAAUGAUUGCUACAUUCUCCAUCACGAACCAACUCCCCUUCCUUAGAUUCUCAUUGUCACCCCAACAUAUCCAUAUCCCGAAGUUCCACAGGGUUUUUAUUCAUCUCUAACUAGUUAAUCUUUUUGCCUUGGGGUUUUAGUGAAGUGGCCAUUCUCAUUCAUUGGCUGAGAUACUUACGGGCAGUGCACGAAAUUAUUAAUCUUUCUGGUUCAACAACUUAAGUCUACAGCCUAUCACAUCUCACAUCAGCAAAUAAACACCAGGGAGGGGGGAAAAAAAAGAAACACACUAAGCGGAUAGAUGAAUGGGCCAAUCCUGUGGCUGAGGAGAGUAUUUCCUCUCUUUUCUUUGUUAGCCUAAUAGGUGAGGAUUGUGGUAAGAGAUUUUAAAAGCACCUGAGAAAGCAGUGACAAGUAGUGACUGCUCUGAGUUCACAUAAGUCUCAAGCAGCUUUGACUUUUCCCUAAAGAGUUAGUCAGGAGGGACCCUAACAAGUCUGGUUUAGAUGGAGGAGAAGAGUAAGAAGGACCACCGGGCUCUGCUCAACCAAGGAGAGGAGAAUGAACUGGAGGUGUUUGGUUACCGGACCCAGAAUCUACGCAGAGCUCUGUGCCUUAUAACAACCAUGCUGACAUGUGGGGUUCUUCUGCUGGUGUUCUACUGGAAGCCCCAGUGGAGAGUGUGGGCUAAUUGCAACCCAUGCUCUUUGCAAGAAGCAGACACUAUUUUGCUAAGAACAACGGAUGAAUUCCAAAGAUAUACGAGGAAGAAGGUUAUAUGCCUCUACUUAGCUACACCGAAGUUUCCUAUAAGCAAGAACCCAGAAGAACCCCUGGUGGCUGACCGCCACUCUGUCAUUAACAAUGCGGUAUUGAAGCCAGAAUUAAAAGUAAGCAAUUUUGAGCGCAAUGUUAUGGCAUGUCUUUGCUAA